This is a messenger RNA of Eufriesea mexicana, 1277 nucleotides long. It is a transcript of the gene Pex13, whose product is annotated as peroxisomal biogenesis factor 13. Gene Ontology annotation, molecular function: protein binding. NCBI's taxonomy places the organism in Eukaryota, Metazoa, Arthropoda, Insecta, Hymenoptera, Apidae. Gene Ontology annotation, cellular component: peroxisome; peroxisomal membrane; peroxisomal importomer complex. The record is from RefSeq and is a predicted model, not a curated record. Gene Ontology annotation, biological process: protein import into peroxisome matrix, docking. Bases 168 to 1277 code for a protein of 369 amino acids. The transcript has 5 exons.
UUGAAAACGUGUCUGAAGUCUUACAAUAGAAGCAAUAGAAUUGUUAAAAAACUAUAUGUGGAUUUCUGCAUUAAGGAUAAAUUAACCUGUUUGCAUAUGUAGAAAGGUUAUGAACUUUGUACAGCGAAUUUCAUGGAGAAAAAACGAUAAGUAAAUUAUUGCAAAGUAUGGCGCCUGAAAGAACGAAUGGAAUUAAUGUAAAUCAAUUAAAAAAUGUACCUAACAUCAUAACCAGUAUAUCAAAUGCACCAUCACCAUUUCCUUCUUCAACUACUCAAUCGUUAAAUCCUCCGCCAGUGCCUCCACGUCAACCAGUUCAAAAUUAUUCUGGAUUUAAUGACAACAGGCCAUUUGGAUCUAAUUAUUGUGGUGGAUAUGGAUUUGGUUAUAGUAAUCAAUAUAGAGGAUUUAAUGGAUAUGGGGGGUUUAGUUCGUAUGGUCCAUAUUCUAAUUACAACUAUGGGAUAAUUGGUGGACACAGUGGUGAUACAGAAAAUAGGUUUUUCCAGUAUGUUGAAGAAAGUACCAGACCAACUUUUCAAUUAAUAGAAACAAUUCUGCAAACAUUUUCAUCCAUGACAAUGCUCCUAGAAUCUACAUACUUUGCUUUAACAAAUUCAUUUAGAGCAAUAUUAAGCGUUGCAGAAAGUGUUGGAAAAUUACGCUCCACUAUAAAUCAGCUAUUUAGCACUUUUGCUUUGAUUAGAUUUUUAAAAUGGUUAUAUAGAAAAAUUAUAAAUACUAUUGGUUUUGAAAAUCAGAAUUCAAUAAAUGAAGAGUUAUGGGAUAAGUCAUUAGCAAAAGUUGGAAGUGAAAGUAUUCAUAAUUCUUCUUUUUGGUCUAGAUUUUUAAUAUUAAGUGUACUUUUUGUAGUACCUUAUAUGAUUCAUAAAAUUGCAGAUAGCAUUAAAAACAUGCAAAUGAAAGAGAAAGAUACAAAAGAAUGGCAUCAGAGUGAAGAACCAACAUAUAUUGCAACAGUGCUCUAUGAUUUUAUUGCAACCAAUAAUGAUGAACUCAGUGUUAAAGCUGGUCAAAAGGUUUACCUUGCACCUAGAUCUUUACAACCAAAAAAUUUGCCAGGAUGGUGUAAAGCUACUAAUAGUGUAAAUGUUGGUCUUAUUCCUUAUAAUUAUCUUAAAGUUAUAGGACAAUUGAAAAAAAUUAAGAAAAAUAACGAAAUAAUCCCACUAAAUGAAGAGAAACCUUCUACAAGUGAAAAUCCUAAUAAUAAUAAAAAAGACUCAGAAACUAUAAGAAGUGAAAAUGAAACUUAG